This is a messenger RNA of Nannospalax galili (Upper Galilee mountains blind mole rat), 3160 nucleotides long. RefSeq names its product methylmalonyl-CoA epimerase (gene Mcee). The record is from RefSeq and is a predicted model, not a curated record. The transcript is spliced from 4 exons. Gene Ontology annotation, cellular component: mitochondrion. Gene Ontology annotation, molecular function: methylmalonyl-CoA epimerase activity. NCBI's taxonomy places the organism in Eukaryota, Metazoa, Chordata, Mammalia, Rodentia, Spalacidae. Bases 104 to 643 code for a protein of 179 amino acids. Gene Ontology annotation, biological process: L-methylmalonyl-CoA metabolic process.
CCCGACACCACGUGUCCCUGCCCCUCAGACUCUUGCUCCGCCCCCAACACUUCUACCUAGCGCUAGCUGCCUGAGAUCACUACGUCGGGGGUCUCUUUUCAAGAUGGCACAAGUGUGGAAGGCUGCGUCGGUGGUGGCUGUGAGCGCCGCAGGGCUUUUCUCCAGAGUCCAAACUCAAUUUCCAACUGUGAGAGGUUUUUCCACAUCACAGUCCUUGCAUCUAUCAGCGGGGCCUGUGUGGAACCUGGGGCGGCUCAAUCAUGUGGCCAUAGCAGUGCCAGAUUUGGAAAAGGCCUCAUCAUUUUAUAAGGAUAUUCUGGGGGCCCAGGUAAGUGAGGCAGUCCCACUUCCAGAACAUGGAGUAUCUAUUGUUUUUGUCAACCUGGGAAACACCAAGAUGGAACUGCUUCAUCCACUGGGAAGUAACAGUCCCAUCGCAGGCUUUCUGCAGAGAAACAAGGCUGGAGGAAUACACCACGUUUGCAUUGAGGUGGAUAAUAUAAAUGCAGCUGUGAUGGAUUUGAAAAAAAAGAAGAUCCGCAGUCUAAGUGAAGAGGUCAGCAUAGGAGCACAUGGAAAGCCAGUGAUUUUUCUCCAUCCCAAAGACUGUGGUGGAGUCCUUGUAGAACUGGAGCAAGCUUGAUAUUUACAUUUGGUCUCCAUAUUCCCAGUGUGAACCAGGCUGGCCUCGAUCCACCUGUCUCUGCUCCUGAGGGCUAGGAUUAAAGGCACGAAGCACCACGGCCAGCUUGUUAAUACAUACUAAUUGUACAUGUUAAUGAGGUUCGUGAUAUUUUCAUGCAUGCAUAAAAUUGCAUUGAAUCAAAUUUUAUCACCAUUUUCCACACCUCACCCCCCGCCACCUGUACAACUCUCUUACUUCUGUGUAAAUAUCCAGAGGAAAUCAGCAUACUGAGAAGAUACCUACGUCCGUAUUUUUUAUUGCAGCACUAUUUACAGUAGCUAAGCUACAAAUCGACCUAGGGGUCCAGUAUUAGGUGAACAAAUAAAAUAUGACAUGUGUUCAUAAUGGAUUAAUAUUCAUCCACAGAAAAUAGAACCCUGUCAUUUGCAGCAGACAAAUGAUACUGGAGAGUAUUAUGUUAAGUGAAAUAAGCCAAACAAAUACUACACAUUCUCUCUCAUCUGUAGAAGCUAAAAAAGUUGACCUGAAUGCUUCUUACAGUAAGUUGCUUAAAGAAUUUUAUCUCAAGAUACUUGCUCUUUGAGUACAACUAAUGGUCAUAGACUCUUUGGGGACAAAGUAUUUUGGGUAUGAGUAUUACAUGUAUAUGGAUGGGAGGUUUUGUGGGAACUUGCAGCAUAGGCAGCUGAAUGGUUUCUAAUAGGUGGUGGUUAAACAGAAUGAGACCCAUUGCCCAGAAGCCUAUGGGGAAAAUAAUUAAAACAACAUAUGUGUAAGUACUUAAAAACAGCACAUAAAUGAGUUAGGAAGGAUAGCAAUGUCAUUCAGAGGAUACUUUUAGAAACAUAUCUGAUUUUUUAUCAGUGUCCCAAAUAUAUUGGAAAAAAGUAUCAGUGACUUAUAGAGAACAUGGAUGGAAAACAGCACAAGGGAAAAUGGUUAACAAGUUUGUGAUGGUUCAAUGCUAGGGAAGGAGUGGCUGUGUAGACACUCCUGGUGAUUGUGAAAGAUAAAUACAAUAUCCAGUUACACUUUUAAAAAUUAUAUUGUAUGGUUCUCAGUGUAUGCAGAGACAGUGUUUGAGAUCAACAUCAUGGGAAGUGGAGUAAGAGGGGAAGUGAUAGUUAAAUGCCCAUAGUUCACUGAAGUGGUACAUGUUGACAUUGGUAGGCUUCAGUAGCCUGAAUGUGUUGAACCCUAGAUUAGUCCCUGAAAACAAUUAUAUAAGGAGAGACACUUAAAAAAUAUGGAUGAAUCACAGAUGAAUCAAUGGAUACUAAAGAAUGUUCACUUGAAGACAGAUAAAUAGAAACAGGAGAGACAAAACAUAAAAUGACAGACCUACAUAAGACUUAAUGUGAAUAAUUACAUUCAAUGUAAAUGAUCCUAAAUGUGCCAGGUAAAAAAUAGAGUAAGAGAAUGAGUUUUUAAAACUUGCUUAAAAUAUAAUGGCAUUGAUGGGUUAACAGUAAAGAACAAAAAAAGCUUCCAUACAAACACUAAUCCAAAAAAAGCUGGAGUGGCUGUAAUACCACUAUCAAAUGAAGUAGACUUCAGAACAAAAGAAAACUUCUGGAAACAGAAAAGUACAUUACAUCAUGGUAGAACAAUCUGAUGACAAGAAAACAGUAAAUUAUAUACACCAAGUGAUAUAACUGCAAACACAGAACUGAAAACUGACACAACUGAAAAUAUGGUAAUAGCUUGUAGCUUCAUUCAACACUCCUUUUUGGUGAUGGAUGAAACCUCUAAACAGCAUAGGCAGCUGUCUAGGAGAACUGAACUGUACCACCAACUGAUUUUGAGCAUGUGAAGGACAUAUCUGGCAUCACCAAGCAAUAGGGAAAGAAAAUAAAACAUGUCUUAGUCAUAACUAAGUCAAACCAAAUCAGUAGACGAUAACAGGAACUCUCUAAAAGCUUAUAUAUUACCAAAGAGGAUGCACACCUCAUGGAGUGAAAAAAAAUCUUUUGAAUUGGAUGAAAAUUGAAAUAUAAUCAUUUUUAUAAAAUUCACCAGUUAAUUCAUAAAUAGAUAAUAAAAUCCUACUUUCAUAAGAUGAAUGGAGUUUGGUAACAAUAUGUACAAAGUAGUGUAUGUGUCUCCCACAUCCGUUACCUCUUCUUUCUCAGUAGAAUCUGACUUUGUUAGAUACCCAUUCUUAUCCUACCCACACAUGCAAAGCUUCAGCAAAAGCCUCAAAGCUGAACUUAAAUUUCAUCAUUCUUGCUAGUGAUGGACUUAAGAUCAGGUUGUCCACACCUGGACAGAGCAGAAGGAAGAUUCCAUAGAAGCUUUUGGCAGUGCUCUGUCCUACUCCCAUGUAAGAAGUCAGCCUCUUGCACCAGAGGUGAACAGGGAAACAGACAGCUCUGGUUGCUCUUAGUAACUAUCCAUAAGUCAUCAAAAAAAAAAAAAGUUAGAGUAAUAAUCCUCAUUAGCAGAGUAAUGAGAAAAAGCUUACAUUAAAAAAAUAUAUUUGAGGGUUUGGAGAGAUGGUUCAGUGGUUAAGAA